AUGGGCUUACAGAAUCCCCCAGCCAGUGAAUUGAUUGUACAGAUAGAAUGGAGAGGUUGUAGAAGCCGAAUUCAUAACUUAUCAAAAGGAGUCCACAGGAAUUGCACCUCAAAACAGCAUAUCCAAAUGGACGGCACCAUCAGCUGGAAUGAGGAAUUUGACCAUGUCUGCAAGAUGAAAAUGAUGAAGAAUGGAAGUCUCAGAUGUUGGGUCAUCAAUCUAGAGGUUCAUGAAUUUGGUCAGAAUUUAGACAGAAGAGCUUCACUUCUUGCCAAAGUUUCGAUGGAUAUUGCUGAAUAUGCCUCUCCCAUCACAACCUCUGAGGAAACCAUCAGAAUCCCAAUCAACUGCAACAUCAGAGGUUAUACUGAUGUGCCAGCUUUAACAGUAAAGCUCAAGCUUUCUGAGCACCAAAGAAACCAAAGCACAGUACAUCCACUGGCUCAAGCUCUAAUGAUACCCUCACUGUCAUGCAUGAGACCUCAACAACAGAGCAACAGAUUCCAAAAUCUAAAACCAGAAAUCGAAAAUGAUGAUGCAAGGGACAGUAAAUUCUCCCCCAACCAACCCACCUCAGAGUUAUCCUCUGAAGAGGAGCCUGAAUUUAACUAUGGGAAGAUGGCUGCAGUGAAUCAACUUGCCAGCUCAGUUACCGGCAUGCUUGAAUACAGCAAACCUGAGAACACAGAGAACCUCCGAGCCACUGCCGACCAACCCCUCCAGCAACCUUCACUUGUCAGGCUCCUUUCAUGUAACAAAGGGAAGCUGAGUUUCAGAGCAAUUCACCAUCCGAAAGGAACACCACUGAUAAACAAAGCAUACGGUGAAAACGGUGGAGACGACAUUGACCGUGAUAGGCGCCGCCAAUCAGGCACUCAUUUCGAAAUAACCUCACAAGUUCAGCCAGGGGAAAGGUUUCAGGCUUCAGGAUUUGAAGACGACAAUCAGUUUGAGGUAGGAGCUUGGGAAAAGAGACACGUGAUCAGCAGAGAUGGGAAAAUGGAGCUAGUUACAGAGAUCUUUCUAGCUUCCAUCGAUCAGCGUAGUGAGAAAGCUUCGGGCGGAAGUGCAUGCACAGUUCUUGUCGCGAUUAUUGCUGACUGGCUGCAUAGGAAUCCAAAAACUCUUCCGCUACGAUGCCAAUUCGAUGAUCUAAUCCGCGAAGGGUCUUCUGAAUGGAGAAAGCUAUGUGCAAAUGAGAACCACAAGGAGAAAUUCACAGAUCAGCACUUUGACCUCGAGACCAUAUUAGAAGCAAAAGUACGGCCACUUUUAGUAGUCUCUGAGAGGUCCUACAUAGGUUUCUUUGUACUCGAUGACAUGCCCAAGAAUUUCGAGUUCCUGCAGGAAGCAAUGUCUUUUGACAAUAUAUGGGACGAGCUCCUUAGUUCUGCUGCUUCAGAAGAACAAAUUUACAUCAUCAGUUGGAAUGAUCACUUCUUUGUCCUCAAGGUAGAAAGCAAGGCGAUUUAUAUAAUUGACACGCUUGGAGAGAGACUCUGUGAGGGAUGCAAUCAGGCCUACAUCAUUAAGUUCAACAGCGAAAGUGUACUUUAUAGACUGCAGCCAGAGCCAAGCAACCAGAAAGUGGAAUCAAAAGAAAAUACGGAUAGUAGUUCAAACGGAGCCCGACCAGAUGUGGAUGAUGGUUCUUUCCGAGACAUUGUUAGUCAAGGAAAGAUUUCCUGCAAAGAAUUCAUUAAAGGAUUUCUUGCAGCUCUUCCACUGAGAGAACUGCAAGAUGACAUCAAGAGGGGAUUGAUAGGAAAAGCCCCUCUGCAUCAACGAAUGCAGAUUGAGUUCCACCAUACAGCUCCCUUCAAUGACACAUCAUAG
Messenger RNA from Magnolia sinica, 1836 nucleotides. RefSeq lists its product as uncharacterized. The transcript has 3 exons. NCBI's taxonomy places the organism in Eukaryota, Viridiplantae, Streptophyta, Magnoliopsida, Magnoliales, Magnoliaceae. The coding region runs from base 1 to 1836 and encodes 611 amino acids. The record is from RefSeq and is a predicted model, not a curated record.